AGCCCGAGGCCGUGGCGGGAGUGGGGGAGGAACUGCGAGGUGUGCGUGGACGUCAGACUGGAUAGCGGAAGGUCAGGACGGCCCGGAGCGGAAGUGGGGCUGAGGCGCCUGUCCGCCAUUGUGGGCCCGAGGAUCGGAGGACGAGCGGGGACGAGCAGUGUGCAGGCGGCGAGCUCGGGCCCCUUCCGCGACUCCCGAGCGUGAGCCCUCUCCCUGGAGCCUGCGAGAGCGGCGGCGGCGGAGGCCGGAGCAGAGCUUCGCGAGGGCGGUAGUCGACUGCUGUGAGUGCUCUCGGCGAGGCCCAGGCAGCGGCGGCGGCGGCGGCGGUUCCUCUCGGGUUACGGUGAAGAAUGUCAGCCACUAGCGUGGAUCAGUUUCAGUACAAAAUGGUUCGAUUCAUCAAAAAGAUGCUGUAAAUGAUGAUGAUUUUGAGCCAUACUUAAGUAGCCAGACAAAUCAGAAAUAUAGGAGAGCAAAACAGUUGUUUCAUUGUGUAAGCAUAAUCUUGAUUUUUUUCUCCCCUCUGAGUAUAGCAAUUGUACAUUUCCUAUCUUAAAGUACAAAAUUUAAGUGGCUGAAUUGAUUCCAUCAUAAAAACUGCAAUUUAAUUCCUCUAUUGUCAAACAUUCCAGAUUUGUUUAAAUUUCGUAUGUAAUUAUAAUUUUGUGCCUAGAAAGCACACUUGGUAGAAAUUUUAGUAUUUUAAAAUUGGGACAGAAACACAAUCUUCAUUUUAUUUCUAUACUUUCUGCCUAAAAAUGCUGUAAUUUAUAAUAUUUUAAAGUUUCUCAGCCAUAGUCUGACAUGGUGUCAAUGUUUAUAAUCCUAGCAUUUAGGCAGAAGUGGGGAUUGUGAGAUUGAGGCCAGUCUCCUGUAGAGGGAAUUUGAGUCCAGCUGGGCAGCAAGACUUAACUAUAGGGUGAUGGUACUCAUUGGUAAAUAUUUCUGCUUAUAACAUUAAUUUGAAAUUUUAAUGUUAUGUAGAACAGGCAUAAGUCUUUUUCAUUCACUUAACACUGCUUUCAGUCUUUUAGUUAACCUUUUUUCUUCUCCCUUUAACAGAACAUUUCACUACUGAUUAUGGUCUUCUGUUUUGCAGAAUAACAGCUAUCCACCAAUGUCAGAUCCAUAUAUGCCUAGUUACUAUGCUCCGUCCAUUGGAUUUCCAUAUUCUCUUGGGGAAGCAGCAUGGUCCACGGCUGGAGAUCAGCCUAUGCCAUAUCUGACAACCUAUGGACAAAUGAGUAAUGGAGAACAUCAUUAUAUACCAGAUGGUGUUUUUAGUCAACCAGGGGCAUUAGGAAAUACCCCUCCAUUUCUUGGUCAACAUGGAUUUAACUUUUUUCCUGGUAAUGCUGAUUUCUCUACAUGGGGAACAAGUGGAUCUCAGGGACAAUCAACACAAAAUUCUGCUUAUAGUAGCAGUUACGGCUAUCCACCUAGUUCUCUUGGGAGAGCUAUUACUGAUGGACAGGCCGGAUUUGGCAAUGAUACUUUGAGUAAGGUGCCUGGCAUUAGUAGUAUUGAGCAAGGCAUGACUGGACUGAAAAUUGGUGGUGACCUGACAGCUGCGGUGACGAAAACUGUAGGUACAGCCUUGAGCAGCAGUGGUAUGACUAGCAUUGCAACCAAUAAUGUGCCCCCUGUUAGCAGUGCAGCACCUAAACCAACUUCUUGGGCUGCUAUUGCCAGAAAGCCUGCAAAACCUCAGCCGAAACUUAAACCCAAGGGCAAUGUGGGAAUUGGGGGUUCUGCUGUGCCACCACCUCCUAUAAAACACAACAUGAAUAUUGGAACUUGGGAUGAAAAGGGGUCAGUGGUAAAGGCUCCACCAACCCAACCAGUUCUGCCUCCUCAAACUAUAAUCCAGCAGCCUCAGCCAUUAAUUCAACCACCACCAUUGGUGCAAAGCCAACUGCCUCAACAGCAGCCUCAGCCACCACAACCACAGCAGCAACAAGGACCUCAGCCACAGGCCCAGCCUCACCAAGUGCAGUCUCAACAGCCACAGUUGCAGAAUCGUUGGGUAGCUCCUCGGAAUAGGGGAACCGGCUUCAACCAGAACAAUGGAACAGGCAGUGAAAACUUUGGUUUAGGUGUUGUGCCUGUUAGUGCUUCACCUUCUAGUGUAGAGGUGCAUCCAGUGCUGGAAAAACUAAAGGCCAUAAACAAUUAUAAUCCCAAAGACUUUGAUUGGAACCUGAAGAAUGGACGUGUGUUUAUAAUUAAGAGCUAUUCUGAGGAUGAUAUACAUCGUUCCAUCAAGUACUCUAUCUGGUGUAGUACUGAGCAUGGUAAUAAGCGUUUGGAUGCAGCUUAUCGUUCCCUGAAUGGGAAAGGCCCACUCUAUUUACUCUUCAGUGUGAAUGGCAGUGGACAUUUUUGUGGAGUGGCUGAAAUGAAGUCUGUUGUAGACUAUAAUGCUUAUGCUGGUGUCUGGUCUCAGGAUAAGUGGAAGGGCAAAUUUGAAGUUAAAUGGAUCUUUGUCAAAGAUGUUCCCAAUAACCAAUUACGACAUAUUCGCUUAGAAAAUAAUGACAACAAACCAGUAACCAAUUCAAGGGACACUCAAGAAGUACCCCUAGAAAAAGCAAAGCAAGUGCUUAAAAUAAUCGCUACUUUCAAGCAUACCACCUCAAUCUUUGAUGACUUUGCACAUUAUGAAAAGCGUCAAGAGGAGGAGGAAGCCAUGCGAAGGGAGAGAAAUAGAAACAAGCAAUAACCACCGUGUGGAGAUGUCCUAUUAAAAUGACAACACUAAUGAUGUAGACUCUGGAAAUGCCUAAUAAGUCAAAGAAGAUGUUAUUAAAGCUUUUUGUUUUCUGCUUAAGGUGACAUCUUUGAACCCUUUAACAUGAAAUUGAUUCUUCUUGUAAUGGUUUUCAUCAGCGCAUCUGCCCUUAUUCUCUCACCAAACACACUUGAGAACUGUAACUUCAUGAAGCACUUUGUGUCCUGAAGCUUUUACCAGUACCUGCUGUCUUUUGUAAUUAUGCAUCCUAGCUAAGGCACAGAAGACUGAAUGAAUUGCAAGGAUUCAUUAACUCUUGGAAUUUGUUAAGUACUAACAGUUAUCCAUUAGAAGUGGUUCAAUGAUGUAAGAGUCUCACUGCUUCAAUCUUUUCAUUGUCGUAGUUUUUAAAUUGUCAAUUUUUAGCUAUUUGACAGAUUAAAAGCAAAAUAAUCAUGCCAUAUUUAGUCUGGAGUUCAAGUCUGAAUGUUUAUGUGAAAAAUUAUUGUAGCAAACUUUUAAUAUGGCAAAGCAACCUUAUGCUCUAUUUUAGCCAAACAGUACAUAAUCUAAAAUUAUAUAUUAGAACAUUUCCCUUGUCUUCAAACUAUUUGAUGUAACAAAUAUGCAGCCUGGUGGGCUUCACCAAUUAAUGCACAUCCCCUCCUCUCCAGUUACAUGUACACUGAGAAUAUGCGUUGGUUUGAGGGAUUAUUUUGUUUCUACCACUUAAUGAAUCUCAACAUUUUGAGUAAAUGUACCUCAGUCUAAUCAGACUUUUUAUGACCUUUAUAACUACAUUUAAAACCCUUAAAUUCUAUUUCUGGGUGUUUGCGAGCCUGAUUGCUAUCAUGAAGUAAAAAUUUAUUACUCUAGGUAUUCACUAGAUAAAUAUAGUUCUUGUUUAGUAAGCAUAUACUGUUUCUCAACUCUUCUCCAGCUUUUGCAGUGUACUGGCAUCCUUAAAAUACUUUGAAAAUAUGGCCUUGAUCCAUGAAUUAAAUCAGUAUCUAAGUGAAUGUGUUGAUGUUUUAUUGAUGAGAUCUAUAUACAUGGGAAUACAGUAUAUAUCUGGGUAUUCUUAUAGAUAAUCUUUUUAACAUCCUAUUUUUUUCAUUAAUUACAUAUCAACAUUAAUUUUGUAUCUUGAAACAAAUUGAUUUUGUAUAAUUGAAUGUGUUGUGCAUCUGUAUUUGAUUUGAUGGUAUAAGGUUAUGAAAAUAAUGUCCUGCCCCUUAUAUUACUGUUUUGAAAGGAGAAAGCUAUGUAGAAUGAUAUGUUAAGGGUGAAAAUAGCAAUACAGUAGAUUUGAAUGUCUUUUUGAUCUGCAUUAGUUCAUUUAUGUUUACAUCGUAGUUAGAGAUCUUUUCAUUUGCUCUUGUCUUUGCUCACUUCAAUUUGAAAGCCUCAUGACACAUAUUUCUUUGAAACUUUGAUUUAUAUAAUUUUUAUAAAAUAUUUUAGGAUGUACAAAUAUUGUAUUUUUUUAUUAAAAUACAGUAUUUGUAAAUGACCAUAGCUACUUCACAGUUACUUGUUAGUCCCAGUGUAGUUAUAUCAGUGUUUACUGAAGGGAACACAAAAAUAUUAAUGGUAUAUUACAGAAUGAAAACUUUCUUAAAGGAAAAUUGCACCUAUUUUACAUUUUUGAGACUAAGCCAUGAAAUCUUGUAAUAUGUCUCUUAACUAUUUAUAAUGAAAGUUGGCAUUUGGGUAUAGUCAGCACAGCAAUGUUCUGUAUCCUUAGGAUUGUAUAAGUAGGACAUUUUAAAGAUGACUCAUGUCAUUCUGGAGCUCCUACUAGAGAAAACUGUAAAAAGGGUGACCUUGUAGGAAGGAGCUGAGGCCUCCCUCUGAGGGUCUCUUUUUCUUGGUGCUUUAUUAGCAACUCUGGAUAUUUUUAUAAAACUAGAUACAUUAGAAACUAAUUCAGUCUUGUUUAAUUUACAUUAGGUUUUAUGUAAGAAAUGUCAUCAAAAUACCCAAUGAGCAGGCUGAUUGCAGUAGACUCAGACAGGGCCAGUGAAUCUCAGCUGAGAGUCUAUUCGUGGUGAAGAGAACAUCCCAGUGCCUUUAACCUGAAUUUCUAAUCUUAUGUGAAAUGGGUGCAGCAUUCCUUUGGACAAAAGCUUCCACUUGGUAAUUUUUGUGUUUUUCUCACUUUAAGUAUUCCCCAAAGCACCAACUUCUCUUCCUUCUUGGUCAGUCAGUAUAUUGUAAGAUUAUUUUCCAUUAAAUGACAUCAUUACCGGUUGUCUCUAAAGUACAACCAACAGAAUGUUUCUUAACUGCGGGGACCAAAAGGGAGAGACUCUGAGCUCUACAAGAGUAUAUAUAUAAUAAAAUGUUUGAAUAAUAUUAAAUUAAGACAUUAUUGGUCCUGUGAUUUCUUGCUCAGUGUUUUUCCAAUUUGUCAUUUGAAUGAUUCUUACUAAAGUUAUUUUAUGUGGGUAUUUUAUUUUUAAUGGUAUUAUAGUUUGUAUAUUUAACAGUAAGGGGGAAAGUAACCAAAAUUAGUAUUCUUUCACUAUACAUAUUGGUACUUGAAACUUCCUUUAAAAAAAAUCAACAAAAAACUCAAACUUUUAGUGCUUAAUUCCUCAUUUUAACCUGUGAUCUUUCUAAUUGAAAAGCUGUGUUAUUUUUGACUACCAUGCAUGUGGGGUUAAGCUGAUGUUGAAACAGUUUGCAGUUAAAAAAAAAUCUUAAUCAGCUUAAGUCAUUCAAUCAUUUCAAGUGAGUUCUGCAUCCUUUAAAAGUAAGUUUGUGAGAUUUUAAGAGAAUUGUGUUUUCAUUAAAUUUUGUGUAUUUUUUGUUA
Messenger RNA from Mus musculus (house mouse), 5549 nucleotides. It is a transcript of the gene Ythdf3, whose product is annotated as YTH N6-methyladenosine RNA binding protein 3. The coding region runs from base 1118 to 2722 and encodes 534 amino acids. Gene Ontology annotation, molecular function: RNA binding; N6-methyladenosine-containing RNA reader activity; ribosome binding. The transcript is spliced from 4 exons. Gene Ontology annotation, biological process: regulation of mRNA stability; positive regulation of translation; cytoplasmic stress granule assembly. Gene Ontology annotation, cellular component: cytoplasm; cytosol; cytoplasmic stress granule. The record is from RefSeq and is a predicted model, not a curated record. NCBI's taxonomy places the organism in Eukaryota, Metazoa, Chordata, Mammalia, Rodentia, Muridae.